Molecule: messenger RNA, 1878 nt
Organism: Pseudomyrmex gracilis
Lineage: Eukaryota; Metazoa; Arthropoda; Insecta; Hymenoptera; Formicidae
Exons: 1
Coding region: 1-1878 (625 amino acids)
Source: RefSeq, a predicted model, not a curated record
AUGUCGCAACCAACUCUCAACUCCAGCUUAAGCGGCAUUAACUUCGUCGGUAUGAAUCGUGGCGGAAAUCGGUUAUCCUAUACAAGUCUACGCGCUACUUCAGGCGACAACAGCAUCAACGAGGAAGAGCGACUCUCAACACCAAAUGUGCACGCUCUGGGCGGCAGUGGGAGUCAUCGUGGAAGUCUCACGAUGGAAAGAAGCUCGUCGCGACUCUCACAGCCGGACGUGCGCAGAUUCGCUUUGCGACAAGAUAAACGCGAACGAUUGUCGCAACCUACUCUAAUUACAGGCGAUUAUUAUCCUGGCCGGGGACAGCAACGAUUGUCCCAACCGUGUCUCAGCAGCGGCCGAGAUAGCUUUGGUGUUCCCUCACCGCCACCCUUUCCUAUCAAACACAAGAGAUUCGCGCCUGCCUUCAUGCAGGCGAGUCAGCGAGAUCGCUUGUCGCAGCUCGAUAUCGGUGCCAAAUAUCGAAAUCUGAAGCCGGAUCUGGGUAGUGGAACGUCGCAGGUCAAGUUCAAUCGCGACCGCUUUUCGAUUCCGGAAUUAGAAACUCAGAACGAUCUGCGACUAAUAGCCGGUACGCCGAAGCAGCGUUUCAGCUUGGACAGUCAGUUAACAAAGCAACGUUUCAGUCUUGAUAGCCAAGAUAGCUGCAAAUCACGUUUGCUGCCAAUCGCCAGCUCGCCGAUUUUUGAACACCAACAGAUGAAGACCGAAGAACUCACCGGAAUCACAACAGGCAAGCUGAAAAGUCCCACUUGCGAAGGCCUCGAAAGCGUCAUUGUAGCGAGCACAUCACCGAUCUUUCCGCCUGGCGAGAGGCGAUUCCUUGCACCGGAUUUUCCGUUUACCGGCAGGAAAACAUCUACAUCGCCGUCGCCACCUAAAUCAGACGUCACGCCGGUUGGCAAGACACGUGGCAAACCGCCGCCAAUCCCGGUUCGCGAAAGAAUGUCGGUGCCGGAAAUCAGAAACUCGAGUUUACGUCGACUGCUCGAUCCGCCUGUUCGACAGCGGCAUAGCAUUGCCGGGAACUUAAGACAGUCGUUGUUGUCGCCGGUGAAGCUGCCUGAAUUCGGUACUAGCGGUCGAAAAUCACCGCGGUACUCGAUUGACGAUGCGUUGGAAAAACUAAAGAGAAUCGAGAAAGAAGAAAAUCGAAAAAACCAAGAGAUGAACGAAGUGAAAGAGCAAAAAAACAAGGAUCAAGAGCAGCAUCAGCAGCAACAACACGAACAGCAGGAACCGAAGCAUAUCCAGCGACAUUACUCGUACACGUACGAGACGACGGGCAGCGAUGAGAGUAGCAGUGUCUCGACGCUUGGCAAGUUAAGCGUGGGCGGUACACCAAAGCGCAAGUAUCUGGAAAGUAACUUUGACGAGAACGAACAAGUAAUCACAACAGUGAUUGAGACCGAGAUGCCAAUAAUCUUACCAAGUACACCCGCCAAAUAUGCAAAGAAAACACAGGUGUACUCAAACGAGACACCCAAAUGGAUUCGAAAGUAUCUGGAGAACGAGAGCCCGAAAGUAGGGCAAAAGUUCACCUCUAGCGGAAGCAACAAGGAUCAGAUCAACAAGAUAGACCGACGAACCAGUCGCAGGAAAAGUUCGUUGGAAUCAAUCGAAACGGUGACGAAAAAACCCGAGGAAAAGGUCCGUUCCAAGUCUGUCAGCUGCGAAGAGAGAAACACCAAAGGAAUCCAAGAACAAAAAGGCGUGAAAGAGACCUACGUCCGAAUCGUGCCGUCAAGCAACGCCCAAGAGGAGAAUAGGUAUGAGAUCACGGUAGAUUCCAUUACUUGGACGAAAAACGACAAUCGAGGUCUCUAUGGCGAUGACACCGAUACGGACGAUUCUACGUCGAUCUAA